CUUCGUGAAAGAUUUUUUCUGCUCGUAGAAUCCUCUAAGUUUGCUUGUUUCUCUUAUGUACCUAAAAGCUUUUUUUAUGUAAAGUACGGUAGUGGCUGUCAGACAUUGCUAAAUUCGGCUGUAGCGGGAGUGAAAACAGUCAUGAUUCAUGGAUGUGGUUUAACUUCGUGAAAACCGCGGGCUGAAAAAGUGAUAAACCUGGAUUUAACUAACGUUAACGUCAUAAAUAUCAGGAAACCUGUUGUGUGCUGCAGACGAACAUUGUUAACGUUACUGCUAUGUGCGCUGUUGUGUUGGAGCUAACGUUACGGUAACUUGAGGGUAUACCGUUAACGUUAGUUAAUGGCAAAAGGAGAGCAGGAGAGCAGCUAAGUUAAGAUGCCUGUGAGAAAUUCCACCCUCGACACCUUACCUGCAGAGAAAACAUCAGCGAUGGCUGUCUCUGCCAUCAGGAAUUGGUGGAAUACCUGCCAGUUGGACAAAUCGGACACCAAUGACUCCAACACAGAGGAAGAUGAGGAGGAACUUGCAAGGAGGAGGCGGUUAUCUAUAAACCUAAAUCAGACUCUGCGGACCAGGCAGCUGCUUGUAGAAUUUGAUGGUGGCCGACCUAUUUUGAGUCUCAGGGCACCGCUGGACCUGGUUAACUUCCCAUCUAUCUGCUGCCCCCGUUGGCCCAUAGAGUGUGAAGUCAUCACCGACAUUAUCCAUCACAUAGAGUGGGAGCCCCCAGAGCCAGAACCUUUCUACCAGCCCACAGGACAUGAGAGGACACCUACGCCAGUUGGAGAGGAGAUGGGGAAAGUGGUAUACUGCAGUGACCAUGCCACUAAGCGUCCCUAUUUCACCUGCUCUCGUGUUGGAGGAUGCAGGGUGCCGAUUAAGAGCACCACUUCUCAUGACAUCAACCAGACAGACUUCACCCUUGAGUUUGAGUCACGCUUUGAGAGUGGGAACCUUCAGAAGGCUGUGCAAGUGGGUGUCUAUGAGUACGAGCUCACCCUACGCACAGAUAUGUACACCAGAAAGCAUACGCAGUGGUUUUACUUCAGGGUCAGGAACAUGAAGGCUGGGGUGAACUACCGCUUCACUAUCAUCAAUUUAAUGAAGAGCAGCAGCCUGUAUUCUCAGGGUAUGAGACCACUCCUUUACUCUGAGAGGGCAGCCAAGGAGAAAGGUGUUGGAUGGCAGCGCACCGGCUCCAAUAUCAAAUACUACCGUGACUGCAACCAGAAUACAAGGGACAACAAUGGCGACACAAAUGCCCUGUACUCACUCACCUGGACUCUCCAGUUCCCUUGUGACUCGGACACCUGCUACCUGGCCCACUGCUAUCCCUACACCUAUUCACACCUGCAGCGCUACCUUAGGCGCAUUUCUUCCAACCCAGCAGUUGCAUCUUAUUGUACACUGCGGGUGCUGUGCCACAGCCUUGCUGGGAAUGCUGUGUAUGUGGUGACAAUAACGUCCCGGGAGGGCAGCAGGGUGGAGGGCAGGACCAAGAAGGCUGUUGUGGUGACGGCCCGAGUGCACCCUGGAGAAACCAACUCGUCCUGGAUGAUGGAGGGGUUUCUAGACUUUCUGCUCGGGGACUCAGAAGAUGCCCAGCUGCUCAGAGACACUUUUGUUUUUAAGGUGGUACCGAUGCUGAACCCAGAUGGUGUGGUGGUAGGCAAUUACCGCUGCUCUCUGGCAGGCAGGGACCUCAACAGAAAUUACAAGACAUUGCUCAGGGAUUCCUUUCCCUGUGUGUGGCACACCCGAAACAUGGUGGAAAGGCUGAUGACUGAGACAGAUGUUGUUCUUUACUGUGACUUUCAUGGCCACAACCGUAAAAACAAUGUCUUCAUGUACGGUUGUAACAACCGAGGUGAUGCUUCACAGAAGCUUCAUGAGAGAGUCUUUCCGCUAAUGAUGAGUAAGAAUGCCAGUAACAAGUUCUCCUUUAAGAGUUGUAAGUUCCGGGUGCAGAAGAGCAAAGAGGGAACAGGACGAAUCGCCAUGUGGAGACUUGGCAUCAAAAACAGCUACACUAUGGAGGCCACCUUCGGAGGAUCCACUCUGGGUGACAGGAGAGGAACACAUUUUGCUACUGGAGACCUGAAGUCCAUUGGCUUUUGCUUUUGUGACACCCUGCUGGACUACUGUGACCCUGAUCCAACAAAGGUGUUAAUAAAAUCCCAGAAUUCUAUCUCCUGUUUCAGUGUCUUGCGUUUGGGCUCACCUCCUCUGCGCUCACCCACCAAAUCCUGA
Molecule: messenger RNA, 2253 nt
Organism: Micropterus dolomieu (smallmouth bass)
Lineage: Eukaryota; Metazoa; Chordata; Actinopteri; Centrarchiformes; Centrarchidae
Product: cytosolic carboxypeptidase 2-like
Exons: 12
Coding region: 379-2253 (624 amino acids)
Biological process (GO): proteolysis
Molecular function (GO): metallocarboxypeptidase activity; zinc ion binding
Source: RefSeq, a predicted model, not a curated record